Molecule: messenger RNA, 7099 nt
Organism: Bemisia tabaci
Lineage: Eukaryota; Metazoa; Arthropoda; Insecta; Hemiptera; Aleyrodidae
Gene: Upf1
Product: Upf1 RNA helicase
Biological process (GO): nuclear-transcribed mRNA catabolic process, nonsense-mediated decay
Cellular component (GO): cytoplasm
Molecular function (GO): ATP binding; hydrolase activity; RNA helicase activity
Source: RefSeq, a predicted model, not a curated record
ACUCUCGAAGUUAGUAAGUGUCGAAGUGCUAUCAUCAUGGCGAAUUGAGGCAAGUUCGUGUUCGUUCCCGUUUUACGCCGUGGCCUCUUUGUUCUUCGUCCUAAGUAAAAGUUUUUUCAUCGAUCACAAUUGUGCACCCUAUGUGAUUUCACUUUGAAGUGAUCUCUUUCCCUGUGUUUUUGAGUCUCUCAAGAUGAGUGUUGACGCGUACGGACCUAGUUCGCAAACCCUAACGUUUUUAGAAACCGAAGAUGCCGACUUGAUCGGAGCCGAUACUCAGGGCUCCGAAUUCGAUUUCACGGACUUUACUCUUCCUUCCCAAAGCCAAACUCAAGCCUCACAGCUUGAUUCAGCUCCCAACCAGAAAACUCAGAUCAAUGGUAAAAUUAGCAGCGAGACUAUCACAUCAGUCAACGGUGUCGCAACCAAGCUCCGAGAACUGCAAUUUGAAGAAGAGGAGGAUGAUGCCUUUUACAACAAGGAGCUCCCUCCUUAUGCAUGUAAAUAUUGCGCCAUUCAUGACCCAAGCUGUGUCGUUAUGUGCAACAUUUGCAAGAAAUGGUUCUGUAAUGGACGUGGGAACACAUCAGGCUCUCACAUUAUCAACCAUCUUGUCCGAGCAAAGCAUAAGGAAGUAACUUUGCACAAAGAUGGACCCCUGGGUGAAACAAUCCUAGAAUGCUACGCUUGCGGAGUGCGUAACGUUUUUGUUCUUGGUUUUAUUCCUGCCAAAGCCGAUUCUGUGGUAGUGCUCCUCUGCCGGCAGCCAUGUGCAUCUCAGAAUUCUUUGAAGGACAUGAACUGGGAUCAAGAACAAUGGAAGCCCCUGAUUGCAGACCGUUGCUUUUUGUCAUGGUUGGUGAAAAUUCCAACAGACCAAGAGCAGUUAAGGGCUCGUCAAGUCUCGGCAACACAGAUCGCCAAGUUGGAAGAACUUUGGAAGGAUAAUGUCGAUGCAACGCUCACUGAUCUGGAGAAACCAGGAAUUGAUGAAGAACCACAACAAGUUUUGCUGAGGUAUGAAGAUGGAUACCAGUAUCAGAAUAUCUUUGGCCCCCUGGUAAAACUGGAAGCUGAUUAUGACAAGCGUUUAAAGGAGUCCCAAACUCAAGAAGGCGUUGAAGUGCGCUGGGAUGUUGGUCUGAACAAAAAGAUCAUCGCAUACUUGAAUCUUGCUAAAACUGAUGGAGAUAUGCGUUUGAUGCAUGGUGAUGAAUUGAGACUGCGAUAUCUUGGCGAACAACAUAAAUCUUGGUCAGGUAUCGGUCAUGUCAUCAAAAUCCCUGACAAUUUCGGAGAGGAGGUUGGUAUUGAACUAAAGUCGUCCAGUGGUGCUCCGACAGAAUGCACGUCUAAUUUUGUUGUCGAUUUCAUAUGGAAAUCCACUUCCUUUGACAGGAUGCAAUUGGCAUUGCGGAAAUUUGCGGUUGAUGAGAAUUCCGUGUCACCUUACAUCUAUCACCGAUUACUCGGCCAUGAUGUGGAUGAGGUCUUAUUCAGGUGCCAUCUUCCAAAACAUUUUUCUGCUCCCAACUUGCCUGACCUCAAUAGAUCACAAGUGUAUGCGGUGAAACACGCAUUGCAAAGACCCCUAUCACUGAUUCAAGGACCCCCAGGAACAGGAAAAACUGUAACAUCAGCAACGAUAGUCUACCAGCUGGUCAAACAAAGUGGUGGAGCUGUCUUGGUCUGCGCCCCCUCCAAUAUUGCCGUUGAUCAGCUCACGGAAAAAAUUCAUCGCACUGGCCUGAAGGUCGUGAGAGUGUGUGCUAAAUCGCGAGAAGCUAUCGACUCACCUGUAUCGUUCUUGGCCCUACACAAUCAGAUUCGCAAUAUGGAUGUUAACUCUGAAUUGCAAAAACUCCAACAACUGAAAGAUGAAACUGGAGAGCUUUCGUCAGCGGACGAAAAACGUUACCGCAUGCUCAAGAAGGCUGAAGAGAAAGAGCUAUUGGACGCAGCAGAUGUUGUCUGUUGUACCUGUGUCGGUGCUGGUGACCCUCGUCUCGCACGUCUCAAGUUCCACUCAAUUCUCAUUGAUGAGUCGAUGCAAGCCACAGAACCCGAGUGCAUGGUGCCUGUCGUCCUCGGGGCCAAGCAACUCAUCUUAGUCGGAGAUCACUGCCAACUGGGACCUGUCGUCAUGUGCAAAAAGGCGUCCAGGGCUGGACUCUCGCAGUCACUGUUUGAACGGCUUGUUGUUUUAGGUAUUCGUCCAUUCCGGCUGGAAGUACAGUACCGUAUGCAUCCAGAACUUUCUCGCUUCCCAUCCAACUUCUUCUACGAAGGUUCACUUCAAAAUGGUGUUUGUGCUGAUGAGCGUAAACUUCCGAAAAUCGAGUUCCCUUGGCCAGUCCCCGACAAACCCAUGUUGUUCUAUGUCACACAGGGCCAAGAAGAAAUCGCCGGGUCCGGAACAUCAUAUUUGAACAGAACAGAAGCUGUGAACGUGGAAAAAAUGACAACUAGAUUUUUGAAGUGUGGAGUGAAGCCAGAACAGAUAGGUGUCAUCACACCCUACGAAGGCCAGCGUGCAUUUUUGGUACAGCACAUGCAGUAUCAAGGGGCUCUCCACUCGAAGUUGUAUCAAGAAAUCGAGGUUGCAUCCGUGGAUGCGUUCCAAGGGCGAGAGAAGGAUUUGAUUAUCAUGUCUUGUGUACGUUCAAACGAACAUCAAGGUAUCGGUUUUUUGAACGAUCCAAGGCGUUUGAAUGUAGCUUUAACGCGAGCUAAGUAUGGAAUUAUAAUUGUCGGCAAUCCAAAGGUUUUGUCAAAGCAGCCCUUGUGGAACCACUUGCUAAACUUUUACAAGGAACAGAAGGUCCUCGUUGAAGGUCCUCUGAACAAUUUGAAAGAGUCCUUGAUCCAGUUCUCAAAACCAAAGCAACUGGUCAACACAGUGAAUCCUGGCAGCCACUUCAUGUCGACCACUGUUUACGAUGCUCGUGAAGCGUUGAUACCAGGUAGCGUCUACGACCGCAGCGGAAAUCACCCAGGACAAAUGUUCCCCCGGCCAACCCUUGAUAUGUUUGCCCGCACGCAUGAUCCCAUCGGAUAUAUUUCCCCGGAAAGAGCACAAGCAGCCAUGACCAAUGUCCCCGUUCCAGUAGGCUUGCUCAUGAAUAUGGCCCAUAUUCCACCACGAUUCUAUAAUCAACAGCAACAGGCAAUGCAAACACGAGACUCAUCCAGGAUGAAUGGUAACUUGUCUCAAGGUCGAAUGAAUCCUGUGGCUGGAAACCGGGCCCGCAAACCGCGCAAUAAGCUUCAGUCAAACAUGGUGAGCCAGAAUUCCCAGGAUCUUCCUCAGCCUUAUUCACAGGGUAUGUCGCAAGGAAUGUCGCAGCCAGGCUUCAGUCUAUCUCAACCAGGAUUAUCCCUGUCCCAACCAGAAUUAUCUCAGGACAGCUACAUGGUUGGAGAGUUCCAGUCCCAGAUGGAUGGUCUCUUAUCACAAGAUUCAACUUAUCAGGGUGAUCGCUCAGCUUUCUUCAAUCCACCACAUCCACAUUUCUCACAGCAACCAUACUGAGAAGCCAAGGCGAAUGAAACUUCUAUUAUGACCGCGGGAGCGUUAUAAUGGUGCCAUUCACCAAGGCAUGUUGGUCUUACGUUGAAGAAACUGGCUAUCUGCCACAACUCGGGAUUCACGGAGAUUUAAGUCUAGAAAAACUCGAUCAGCUCUGAUCGAAACAGUCUACAACAGCAGUGGCACUGCUGUUUGGUCACGUUCAUGCAUUGUUCGUGUUCUCAUCGACAACUGUAUUCCUUUCGUACUCUUCUUCUUUAUACUAUUUUUUUUUUUUUUUUUUUUUUUUUUUUUUUUUUGUCCUCUUUCAAAGCUGUUGCUUCUAUCUUUCUCCUCUGAAAUCUUUUAUUUUGUUCUUUUACUCGAUUAAACUUCUUGUAUUUAGAUUUUGUGUAACCAAAGGUUCUAUUUCAGGAGUACUGGCAUGCUUUGUUACGUAAUUUCAUUUUUUAGUGUUGCCUUUAAUGUGACUAAAUUCAUGAUUUCACCCAAAAUUAUUUCAAAUUUUUAAAAAUCGAGCAAGUUUUUCUUUUCUUUUAAAAUAACUUCUUACUCAUUUCAUUUGAAACUCUUGUUGGAAAACUCUGGUGCCAAUUCUUCUGAGAUACUUCCAUGUGUAAGUACUUUUGUCAUUUUUUCAAAUCAUCUUUUUUUUAAUUUUGUUCUCUUUAUCAUACUAAUAGCUUUUGCUGUAUUUAAUUUCGGCAUUUUAACACUAAGGAAAAUUUUUGCAGAAGAGGACUGCAAGCAUCUUUUUGGCGAUUGCUUUUUUCAUCAUUUCUUUCACUACAUCCUAUUUUCUUAUUUUUAUUUUUGACCCAUUAUCUUGAAGUGAGGAAACAUUUGAUCAUUGUUUCUUUGAUUACAUUUGUGAAAUUUAAAAGAUUAAAAGGAUGGAACUUUCAAGCGAGCAAAGUAGGUCUAAUGAUCAAUUUUAUGCUCAUCAUUAUUGUAUCAGGUGUUCGCAUAAAUUGAAGCAUCUGUGAUUUAUCAAAGCAGUACAUCUUCUCUCUGUAGUAGAAGUUAGAAAGAUAUCAUGUCUCAUUGGAAGAUGGAGUGGUUUAAAUUAGAGCUUUAAGUUUGCAUCUUUUUUUUUAAUUUUUUUUUUUGAUUGUCCAAUAAUUCAAGUCUUUUUAAUGAAAAAUGUCUCUUAGUGCUCUUCAGUGAGCUUUACUCGGAAGAUAUCAGAAUGAUUUUCAGCAAAAAUAUAAUUAUGGCCCCUGCUCAAUUAAGUUUUGAUGCAAUAGGGAAAAUUUUAAGCUUCUAUCUUACGGAUUUUCUUGCCUCAGAGCGAAAUACAUCAUUACAAUCUCAAUAGAUAGCUCCAAACCAGCGCUGAAUAUGCUCAAGCUUGCAAAUUGUGCCAGCAGGAAGUGGAAUAAGUGAAAAAGUUUAAUAAUCAAAAUAUUAAAACCUUUUAGGGUAUUAACUACGGUAACUAGUUCAGACCUUCUUCAGUGGCCCAUUGCGCUAAAGGCAGAAAUAGUAAUGAUUAAGUUACCCGUUUUGAAACUUGACCCAAGAAAUUGUUUAUUUCACUGACACCAUGAAGUUAUUGACCACUUUCAAUGUUUUUCUGAUAGUAUGUCCAUGGAAUUACAUGAUAUUUAGAACUAGAAUAAAGUGCUGAAUUUCAAUUCUUUUCACUGAAAAGCAAGGAGCAAAAGGUUGUCUCAAAAAGAAUACGCAAUUCCACUCGCAUCUCUUAUCCUCCAGUUAUCUAAAACUGAGUUUUGACUCAGAAAUAAUUUUUUUUUUUCUCUCAUGUAUGUGGUCAAUUGAAUGUGAGCCUUCAACUUUCUGCAUGUUUGCACCAUAGUAAGCCGAGCCGUCAUAUCAUAAGACCCUUAGUAGAAAUUGUUACGCGGCAAGCCAGAGAACCUAUUCAGUACGGAUGAUGUAUGGAGACAGAUAAGUCUUGUCCUUGUCUAUUUUUGAGUCCUACAAAUCAUUAGAUACAGCAAGCUCUUGAAGUCUCAUUUAAGCUGUCGAGGGCUUUUUUUUAGCAUUUUCCACAAUGUGUCGCUGACCGCAGUUGAUGCUGUAUUUUUUUUUAAUUGGGUGCAGCGCAGAGCGAUUUAAGGUGGGGCUCCCAAUCCUGUGGCAAGCAGCUUUUACACAUGCAUUUUAAAGAAAAUGGGUGUCAUGGUUACUGCAUUCCACACCAUAAGGUUAUCUUUCCAUUGCAUUAACAGAUCCUCUGAGAUAUAUGUAUUUUAAAGUAUACUGAAAAUGGGUCAAUGAAAGCUAACUCUGUACUACGAUGUUGAAAACAUUUGAAGUGCUUUCUUUUAUUAAAAUUACCAAUUAAGUUAAAGGUUGAAUUUAAAAGAUUCAAAGCUCCUGUAGAGAAUUCUAAUUCAAUAAUUUUCUCUUGGAGGACGAAAAGAAAGUGUUACUAAAUAAAAGAAACUCUGUUUACAAUGAACAAGUGCGUUUGAGUUCUCUUGAGUUUGAGAAACUGACUCAUUGCAGUGUUUUAAUUUUUGUUUUUUACGCAAAUAUUCAUUUUCUGUCAAACUCGAGGGUGUAUUAAUCUAAAGCCAGGCAUUUUUAAUAUUAGUAUUCUGUCCGGAGUAUAUCAUAGAGGUAGAUGAACCAUGACUUUUCUCACUCAAUUAUCUUGAUUGAUUAGGAGAAUCGGUCAUUUUUAAAUGAUGUCAGCUUACAUCUUUCCAAUGAUAAGUUGAACUAAAUCCUCAUUCAUCAGCAAAACUCUUUUGUUUAAGCGUAGCGAACAAUAUCAUAGAAGUUAUGGAAAGCUGUGUGCUGUCACUUUUGUUUUGUGCUGCAGCCUACGUUUAACACUAGUUUCCGCAAGAACUCAGUUUGUGUCAGUCAUUUUUGCUGGUUUUUAGGGAGUCAGUUUAAUAAGAUAGUCCAAGUAUGAGAAUAUAAAUAAUUUUUCAAGGACAAAAUUUUCCACCAAAAUGAAAAUAGCCGAAUGCCAUGUAAAGUAAAGAAAGUAACAAAAAUUGAAACACCAUUAAAAUUCAGACAAACAGCUCCUUUUGUUCUGGGUGCUUUGAAUCGUCUACAUCAUGACCAUUACUAAAUUUUUAUUUAGCAUCGUUCGAAAAUGUCCUGAUAAUCGUUUUUCUCAUUGAUCAUUCAUCAGAAUGAUAUCACACAGGUAGAUGAACUGUACUUUUGCCUUUCUCUAAGGCCGAGGUUUAAGUUCUUAACAAUACAGAUUAAUGCAGGAAAUGAAAGUCUUGAAAUGAAUGUUAAAAAUUACUCCGAAUUAGAUGAACAAAAGGAAAUAAUUUGAAGAACAUCUGUGGCUUGUGUGUAACUUCUUUUAAGUGUACUUCAUUUUUUGUUGAUUAUUUUGGGUAAUGAGUCACCCUAAAAUUCUAAGUGCUACUGUGUCUGUCAUCAAUGUUGAUUUAUCUUGUUUUUUUUUUUCUUUCUUUCUUAUUCUUUUUUUUGUAAGGGAAGCUGUUUAAUUUCUAAUCUGGCCCGUUAAUUUUUAUCCCUGUUUAUGUAUUUUCUGUUAAAAGUACGCAGGUGUUUCAUGCGUUUUAUUUUUAUAAGAAAAAUGACUUAGUAAACUCGUUUCAAAUCCUA